AUGCUAGGACUACUAACAGCCAUUAUUAAAAACAUUUUACAAUACAUUCCAUUCAAUCCACUCAUAUACAUUCUCAAAUCAGAGCCAAUAUUGUUGGCUGUCGAGAUCACCAUAUAUUUUUUCUACGGCGCAUAUUUCUAUGAAAUUCCCGACAAACUAUCGACAGAAGGCGAUACUAAUGUAUAUGUGAGCAUGUCGGAACUAUACAAGCUGUAUGAAAAAAGCUCCGACAGAGAAAGCAUUGUUGGAUGUGAUGAGAGCAUAAGCAACACUGAUGAAAGUGAUGGAACAAUUGAUGGUGAUGACAAUCAAUCAGACAGAACCAUUGAAUCUUGUGAUUCAAGACACUCCACAAUUAAAUAG
This is a messenger RNA of Vittaforma corneae ATCC 50505, 363 nucleotides long. RefSeq lists its product as uncharacterized. The coding region runs from base 1 to 363 and encodes 120 amino acids. The transcript has a single exon. The record is from RefSeq and is a predicted model, not a curated record. Lineage: Eukaryota; Fungi; Microsporidia; Nosematidae.